Dunckerocampus dactyliophorus (ringed pipefish) is the source of this 1764-nucleotide messenger RNA. RefSeq lists its product as uncharacterized. The transcript has 11 exons. NCBI's taxonomy places the organism in Eukaryota, Metazoa, Chordata, Actinopteri, Syngnathiformes, Syngnathidae. Bases 68 to 1114 code for a protein of 348 amino acids. The record is from RefSeq and is a predicted model, not a curated record.
AGAAAGAGAGAGAGAGCUCCUGUUGCUUGCGGCAGCUUCGACAGCAUUCUUCUUGAGUCAAUUUAAGAUGCAUUUUGGGCGCGGUGGACAAUCAUUUUGGACACUGAUAUUAACUUCUUUGUCACUAUUGGGAGGACUCCUGGCUUCCACGUCUUCCCUCAGCCCAGCGGCACCUAAGCUUCUUAUCCAUUCAUGGUCCACAAGCUCAGCGCUCCUAGUCUGUCGGGCCUCAGAGGGCCAACGUGGGGUCCAAUUCAUACUCUUCCGAUUCAGAGAGGAGGUGGACUCAAUGGAGCUGCAGUCUCCUGCUGAGGAGGUUCACUUCACUGUCCAACUCAAGAAGGGAACAGAACCUGAACUUUUUUGCUGUUUGUACAAGAACCUGCAAGGCCUCUACAGUGCUGUCAGUCCUUACUUACCUAUAGAGCAGCAAAGAGGUGUUUCCCCACCUUCAGCCAUCCCCUCCCUGCCACCUCCAUUCUUAUCAGUGGAGCCUCCAAGUGACAAGCCAGACAAGCUGCCUGUGCCCACCAUCCUUCUCCAACAACACACGCAAGUGUGGCACAUGCUCUGCACAGGGUCCCCCGCAUACCCUGGUGCAGUUUUCACCCUGUACCUGCUGGACAGUCAACGUCCUGUCUCCAGUCACCGUGUACAAGCCACCAGCCAUGAGACCACAUUCCCAGUGCCAGUCCAGGACACACUGGUGGCCUUCUACCAGUGCCAGUACAGUGUCCUCUUGGGCGGGAAGUGGACUAAUUCUGAACGCAGCCGCCCUCUGGCUGUUUCCCGAGGUCUUCCACCUGCAUCAACACCAGAUGUGCCAAGUGUGGACUGGCCUCUUGUUCUGGGUUGUUUCUCUGCUGUGGUGCUCUUCCUCUGCUCAGUGGCGCUGGUGGCUGUGGUGCUCCACAAGAGAGUCAAAGCAGCAGCUGAGGAAAAGAAGAAAAGGCAGGAAGCAAAGUUUUGGACUGAGGUUCACACCAAGGACCAUGUGGUUGACCUUACCGUCAGGUGUUCCAGCGUCACCUCCCAGGAAUGGGCCAAUGGGAACACAACCUCCAGAUCUCCAUUAUGGAACUCCCUCGCCACGUUCACAAACCCCAUCCAUUAGAAAGCUUUCUUCGGUGUAUUUAUACUUUGUUAAAGUAUAUCUACAAUAUGUAGCAUCAGCCGCCUUUCACGCAGCAGGACCGGAAAAGCAAUUUCCUCAAGUUCCUCUUUCACUUGUACUUACAAUUAGACUGAAUGAGGUGUUUGUUAUGUACAGUAUUACGCACAUUUAGUUGUGGCACUUGUAUUGUGGGACCUCUAUUUUUUCUUAUUUUAAAAAAUACAGUAUAAUUGCAUUAUACCUAUACAGUUAUAAUCCAUCCAUUUUCUAUGCCACUUCUCCUCAUUAGGGGCGCGGGCGCAUGCUGGAGCCUAUCCCAGCUGACUUUGGGUGACAGGCGGGGUACACCCUGGACUGGUCACCAGCCAAUGGCAGGCCACAUACAGUAUGGACAAACAACCAUUCACACUCACAUUCAUACCUAUGGACAAUUUAGAGUGGCCAAUGAAUGCAUGUUUUUGGAAUGUGGGAGGAAACCAGAGUAACCGGAGAAAACGGGAGAACAUGCAAACUCCAUAGAGAAAUGCCCCAAGGGAGAUUCAAACCCAGGUCUUCCGGCUCUUCAGACUGUGACUGUGUGGCCAACAUGCUAACCACUCGGCCACCGUGCAGUUAUAAUAUACGGCUCAAAAAAAUUAAAGGAACACUUU